AUGGUGGUCUUAACAAGAGAGAGAAGCAGCUGACUGUGUUCCAAACAGUUGGAGAUGAUAAACUUUGCAUCGCCCGGGACUAGUGAAAGCCUCCCGUACCAUUGCGUCACCGCCGCGUUUCUCGAAGCGGCCGAAGACGAGACGCACCGCGGCUGAAGAGGACCACCGAAGACCCCCGACGCACUGCGUAUAUUCUACAGACGAUGGUGGAGUAAAAAGGGGCACACAGGAACCUCCCCAUCCUGCCCAGAUCAUGACAGAUUCCUCCACUAUUCCAGCCCAGCAGUCCAUGGAAGUUGAGGCAGACUGCAGCUCCAGUUCUUUAAAUGACAUGCCACCUGAGGAACCAAGCAAAAAUCAAAAAGUUGACAAUGAGCAUCAUGCCAAUUACUGGUUCUGUGAAGAAUGCAAGGAGUAUUUUGUGGAGAAAUGCCCUAGCCACGGGCCCCCUGUGUUUGUGCCAGACACCCCUGUGGCAUCAGGGGUGCCCAACCGGGCAGCUCUCACUGUACCUGUGGGAUUUGAGAUCCUCAAAAAGCGUGAUAAGGUUGAUGUCUGCUGUAGAGAGGAAAACAUACCAAAGGGAGCGCUCUUUGGUCCUUAUCAAGGCCAACUAAUGGCCUCUGAUAAACAUUCAGGGCCAUACUCAUGGAUGAUUGUUGAUGAGGACAACACAUAUAAAUUCAUUGAUGGGAGUGAUGAAACUACAGCAAACUGGAUGAGGUUUAUUCAGAUUUCCUCUGAUGAGAGCAAAAGGAACCUGAGUGCGUUUCAACACGGCGAGCACAUCUACUUCCAAGUGUGUCGGAGACUAACAGCGGGCAAUAAACUUUUUGUGUGGUACAGCAACGACUACCUAAGACGACUACAGAGUGUGUCCCGGGACAGUAUUGACUGCAACUUGGACACAGCAGUUACACUGGAAGACAAAUAUCAGGAGGAGCCCAGAGGUCCAGUGCUGAGAUCUGCCAUGCAAGGCAGAAGGACCCUCAGUAAGCUUGGAAGUGAUGAAGGAGAAAGCCAGCCACAGGCCAAGAAAAAGAAGAUUGACCUCAUUUUCAAAGAUGUCUUGGAAGCAUCUCUGGAAGCCAAUCAAUGUCAGAACAACCCUCUGAACAGCACCUUGUCUUUUUCAAGAGCAAGACCGAAUGUCUUUCAGGUUUUUAGCCAGCCUGACUUGGAUUCUAAAGACUCUGUCUUCACCUCUGGAUUGGCUUCCAUGGAACAUCUUGAGAGUAGCUUUGAUGCAAAGUGUAUUAAAAUGGAAAACACAGAAGAAGAGGUGACUCUGACAUGUGAUAGACCUUCAACAUCUUUCUGCCCAAACUGUAUAAGGCUCAAAAGAAGAAUCCGUGAGCUGGAGGCUGAAUUGCUCCUUCUGAGAGGACAAGGCCAGACCAAAAUUAUGCCUGUAAUGCCAUCUGAGCCCAUUCCCAGUGAAGAUCUCCGAGAAGCCAUGACGCCUAUCCAAGUCGUCCUUGAAGAGGAUGACCAGGAAGUUGAUUCUGCUGAUGAAUCCAUGUCUGCUGACCUCAUUGUGGCUACAGACGAGUCUUCAAAGCUCUUGGUGGGCUCAGGUCGCCGGAUUCGUCGCUUCAAACAAGAGUGGCUGAAGAAGUUCUGGUUUCUUCGAUAUUCGCCCUCACUGAACGAGAUGUGGUGCCAUGUCUGCCGGCAAUACACCGUCCAGUCCUCCCGUACCUCUGCUUUUAUCAUCGGUUCCAAGCAAUUCAAGAUCCACACCAUUAAACUGCACAGUCAGAGCAACCUACACAAGAAGUGUUUGCAGCUUUACAAGCUGCGCAUGCACCCAGAGAAGACUGAAGAGAUGUGUCGUAACAUGAUGACUCUCUUCAAUUCUGCCUACCAUCUGGCUUUGGAAGGGCGGCCGUUUUCAGAUCUGCGACCCCUUGCUGAGCUCCUGAAGAAGUGCGAACUGAAAGUGGUGGAUCAGUACAUGAAUGAGAAUGACUGUCAGAUUAUAAUUCAACACAUUGCUCGAGCAUUAAAAGAGGACUUGGCAGAGAAGAUCCGCCGUUCGCCCUUUUUAAGCAUCAUCAUGGAUGGACAGAACGAUGACCUCUUGGCUGACACUGUUGCCGUUUAUGUGCAGUUCACGACGGCAGAUGGGUUGCCUGCCACCGAGUUCCUCUCCUUACAAAAGUUAUGUGGAGGCAAUGUGGAAGGCUACGUCCAGGCAGUGGAUCAUGCCUUUGGUGUUCUCGGUCUGAGACUUCAGGACAUGUUAGUGGUUGGUUUGGGAAUAGAUGGCUCCAACAUCUCCUCUAGUUUGAGGGCCAAUCUUUACAUAGCCAUAAGAAAGACAAUCCCUUGGGUAUUGUGUCUACCUGUGAUGAUCCAUCGUCCCCAUUUAGAGGUACUUGAUGCCAUUAGUGGGAAGGAGCUCUCUUGCUUGGAGGAUUUGGAGAACAACUUGAAGCAGCUGUUUGGAUUCUAUCGGUAUUCACCACGUAUGAUGGCUGAGCUGAGGUCAACAGCACCAACUCUAUCCGAGGAAACAGAGUUUCUUGGGGAUAUAAGGGCCAUUCGGUGGAUCAUAGGUGAGCCGAAUGUCCUUAAUUCCCUCAUCAAGGACUACCUGGAGGUGGUUGCUCACUUGAAGUGCAUCAGCAGCCAAACCCAGAGAGGUGAUACUGCUGCUAUUGCCCUGUCUCUUCUACAGUUCCUGUUGGACUACCAAUCAGUAAAGCUGAUCUAUUUUCUGUUGGACAUCAUUGCUGUCUUUUCACGACUUGCUUUCACCUUCCAGGGGGACUAUCUGUUAGUGUCCCAGGUGGAUGCAAAAUUUGAGGAUGCCAUUCAUGAGAUCGGGCAGUUGGUAAACUCCCCAGGGGAGUACCUUCAGGAGUUUGAGGAUAACUUUCGGGAGAGCUUCAAUGGUGUGGACCUCAAGAACCUACGUGUUGCAGAGUCCAAGUUCCAGUCGAUCCGAGAAAAGAUCUGUCAAAAAAGUCAAGGAAUUCUGGCCCAACGCUUUGAACGACGCAGCCGCUCAGUGGUUCAGGCUUGUCAGGUACUUGACCUGGCCACAUGGCCUCUUAAGAGGGAUAAUCUUGGUGCAUAUGGAGAGAAGGAGAUCCUUCUCAUUUUUGACCACCUGGAGACCAUUCCUUCAUAUGGCCGUGAGAACUCACAAGAAAGAAUAGAUGCCCGAGGAAGACUUGUCGCUGAAUGGAGAGAUUUGAAAGCAGAUUAUUGUUGUGUAAAUGGUUUUAAAGAGGUGGUGAGCCACAUCUUCAGAUACAAGCAACGUUUUCCUCUGCUUAAUCACAUCCUGCAGGUUGUCAGGGUCUUACCAACGUCAACUGUAUGCUGCGAAAAAGGAAGAGGUUCGUUACAGAAAGUGCGCAGAAAUAACCGUUCCAGACUGACUCUGGAUCAAACAAAUGAUCUGCUCACCUUGGCCAUUAAUGGUCCAUCUAUCGGCUGCUUUGAAGGAAAGCGAGCAUUGGACAGUUGGUUUGAAGAGAAAUCUGGGAACAGUUGUUCACUCUCGACCGCCGAACAAAACCAUGUGUUGCACAAUAUGGAAAUGAAAACAGAGUUUUAUUCUAAUAUUUGACUGAUCAGAGCCAAUUCCUCAUCCAAAAGCCAUCUCAUUGGAAAAGGGCUGAUAGGGACUAUAAUGUGAUAGGCCAAGUAGUUUGACAUUGGCCCUGCUGCUAAAAUGGCCUUGAUCAGCAUGUUGUCUAAGAGUUGGUAGGAAUGCCAUUGCAGGGCACAGGCACACGAAACACUUUAAAAUGUUCACAUACAUGGUUGCGAUGUGUUGUUAUUCAUGAUGUUUGUGUUCCAAAGAGGAAGUUUCUUAUUUUCUAUCGGUGAGGAUUGUUGUUAAGUGAAUGUUCGACUGAGUUUUAAAAAAACAAGAUUUCAUUGAUUUAUCAGGCAUUGAUAAGUGAAGUCUUUUUAUUCUCUGAGAGUGUCACCGCCAUGCAAGCCUAUAUUCAACUAAAACUAGUUUAAUUAUUCUAUCUGCAAUAUAAUUAGAGCAAUCAGUUUGUAUGUUGAAUUAUAUAAUGAAAAGCACUUCAUUUUUAUUGCAUGUUCAAUAUGCUGGUAAUCAAAAUUGGAAUGGAAAUAGCCACUAUUUUUGCCAUGCAUUAUGUUCUUGCCAUAUAACAGACAUUUUGUAUCUUUUUUUUAUAUAUAUAUACUCUUUAGGUUAACCAUCUGUGUAAAUCUUGAUUUGAACCAUGUGGCUGUGCCAUGAUUCUGUAUUAAAUCAGGCUGCAGUUUACACCCAAUCUAACUGAUUUAUAGAUUUAAAAUAUAUAAAAGUUUGAUGCCUUCCAGCCAAUUAUGAAAAGUCUGCAUUACCUAACAGUCCUGAUUUGUUCUGGUACAUGUUCAUGUUUGCCAAUUUACUGCUGGAAGAGAUUCGUAGACAUUUAUGCACCUCAAAGAAGAGCUCUUUUAAAUCAAACUCGUACAAGAACAAAGCUGUGGAAUCUUUGAUUGCGUUAUUACGUACUUGACACUUAUUGACAAGUAUUUUAUUAGUUUACUUUCCCAUUGCUUUUCUUGUAGCCAACAGCAAGUGUUUAUUUUUUUUACUGUUUUUAGUUUGUUUCUUGCAUAAUCUUGUCUUUCCACUAAUUUCCAAUGAUUAUACCUGUGCAAUAUAUAUAUUACCCUUACAUUAUAUAUUCUUCUAUACACGCAAAUUAAAGUCUUAUUAAUAACGAUCCUUGAAGCAAAACUGAGGUUUCCAACAUGAUAGAACACGUUUUUUAAGAUGCUUAUAUGUUCACCUUUAUAUAAUUUGUUGUUUGUUUUAAAUUGUUUUAUUAUUUCAUAAAAAUUGUUAAUUGGUUCAGAAAGAGUUGGUCAUUUUCAGUGUUGCAUUUGAAAUGUUAAUUAAAAUGAAUGUCAUUUUAAAGCAUUAUUUUAUCUCUCUGUAAAAUAUUGUAAUCUGUGUUAUAUCUUAAUCUAAAACAAAUAGGGAUUACAGUACAGUACUUUCCUAGUUAAUAGGACCUAGUAUAGUGUUAUAUAAAUAUAUAGUAAAUAUAUCUAAUAUUAUCCAAAUGUGCAAAAAGCCAUUUUCUACCUAAAUGACUGUUCUCUUUUACAUCAUACUAUUAAGCUUCAAAGUAGUUUACAUAAAAUAUUUUGCUAGCUUUUUUGAACAGUUUAACAUUUGAACUCUGUUCCAGCAGCAAUGUCUGUGUGAGCUAUCAAAAAUCUGAAUAUUUUUUUUCCUUAAAUUUACUUAUGUGAAUUGCUGUAUGUGUUUGAAUGUUAGACUGUUACCUCACAGUGAGGUAUGUCAUUGAGUGAAUCGUCUUUUAUAGUGGAGGUGUAUUACAUUUUUUGUUUAUUUGUUUGUUUAGAUUGGACUCAAUAAGGGAAUAUACCGUACACUGCCAGGUUCGUUGAACCACCUUUAGCUUUGAUUACGGCAUGCAUUCGUUGAGGAAUUGUUUCGACAACUUUAUGCACCAUCACAACAUUAAUUUCUGUCCAGAAUUGCAUUCAUUUUUGGCCAAGAUCUUGUGUUGAUGACGGGAGAGUCAAAACACACUGUAAAGUCUUCUCCAGCACAUCCAAAAGACUUUCAAUGGGGUUAAGGUCAGGACUCUGUGGUGGUUUAUUCAUGUGUGAAAAUGAUUCCUCAUGAUCCCUGAAUCACUCUUACAUAAGUUGAGCCUGAUGGAUCUUGGCAUUGUCGUCCUGGAAUAUGCCCGUGCCAUCAGGGAAGAAAAAAUCCAUUGAUUGGAUAACCUGGUCAUUCAGUACAUUCAGGUAGUCAGCUGACUUAAUUUUAUUGCCGCAUAUCAUUGCUGUGCCUAGACCUGACCAAUAGAAGCAACCCCAGAUCAUAACACUGCCUCCAGAGGCUUGUACAGAGGGCACUAUGCAUGACGGGUGCAUUGCUUCAUGCUCUUCCCUUCUUACCCUGAUGCACCCAUGCUCUUACUUUCAAUAUUAAACAUAGCCGUGAGCUUUACUGUCGUUUUUUUUUACAAUUUGACUUCAAGCAUUUUAGUGAUCUCCAAUCAUGAUCAUUAAAAAAAGAUUUCAGACCAUAUUUCUUCCCCAAAUCUGACGGUUCACCACAAUCCUUCCAGGUUUUAAUAAUGCGUUGCACAGUUCUUAACACAAUUCCAGUGAUUUUAUUAAUCUCUUUCUUUGCUUGAUGCAGGCCAAUAAUUUGCCCCUUCUGAAACACAGUCACAUGUUUCCACGACCACAGGAUACGUCUUCUGACAUGGUUGUUAAGAAACGACAAGCUACACACUGCAUCAGUUACAGUUAAAAGAAUGGUUGCCAGCUGAAACAUAUUAAUCACUGCAAUCAUGAUCCAACCAUAUGCUCUUAAGUAUUAUUAUUAAUAAGUAAUAAUUAGUUACUUAACUAACUACUUAAUUAUUAUUAUUAAGCUUAUUUCAUUCAAAUGGCAACUUUUUUUGGCCAGGCAGUGUACAUAACGGUAUGUGUAUAUAUAUAUAUAUAUAUAAUUCUGUGCUGAAAUAGUUUUGAAUGUUUGGAGUACAAGGAAUAAAUGCAGUUUGUGUUUAAUUUUCUUCUGUUAAAAAGAUAGUUCACACGAAAAUGAAAAUGACCUUAUUUGCUCACCCUCAUGCCAUUCCAGAUGUGUGAUUUUCUUGCUUCUGCUAAAUGCAAGAAUAUUUCAGCUCUGUAGGUCAUUAUAAUGCAAGUUAAUUGUGGCCAGAAUGCUAAGCUCCAAAAAGUGCAUUAAGGCAGCAUAAAAGUAACCCAUAUGACUGCAGUGGUUAAAUCCAUGUCUUCAGAAGAGAUACAAUAGGUGUGUGAAACAGAUCAAUAUUUAAGUCCUUUUUUACUGUAAUUCUCCACUUUCACAUUCUGAAAUUCUACUUAAGAUUUUUAAGAAAAAGGGAUUAAAAAUGUAUCUGUUUCUCACCCAAAGUGAUUGCAUCGCUUCAGAAGACAUAUGUUAAACCACUGGAGUGUUAUGUAUUACUUUUAUGCUGCCUUUUAAGUGAUUUUUGGAGCUUCAAACGUCUGGUCACCAUUCACUUGCAUUGUAUGGACAUACAGCGCUGAAUUAUUCUUCUAAAAAUCUUUGUUUUCUGCAGAAGAGCAACAUCUGCUGGCCUUAAAGUGAGUAAAUGAUGAGAGAAUUUAAGUUAAUUGUAUUUUCAUUUUAGUCAAUGAUUGUACAAAUGUUUGUACACUUAUUUUUUUAUUAUUAUACAAAUCAAAUACUUGUUUGUAUUUACACCUUCUGAGUCUUUUUCUUUCUCUCUUUUUCACUCGUUUUGUUUUUUAUGGUCAAUUCUGAUCAAAUGAGCCAAAGUCAAGCCUGAGUUUGUUUUAAGACUUUAACACAUCUUUCUUUUGUCAAAAAAUGAUGUGUACCAAAUUGUACUUUUAAAGUCAAUAGUCAUAAUUCUGUAGAUUUACUUUUCAUGUAAUCACAAUAAUGUGUACUGUUGUUGUAUCAUGAAUUAUUAUUAUUAUUAUUAUUAUUUUCAAAUGUAUUAUUGAUGACAUGUUUGCAUCUGGGAGACACCUGGUAAAGCCUAAGGAACAAGGUCACUUCUGGUUUAUUUUCAAAAGUAAAUAGUAACGGUAGCUCUCAAUUCUUAUCCGUUUCUCCUUGCAAAGAGAAAUGUCAUUAAUGUCAUUUUAGUUACAUUUAUACAUCAUACACGCUUUGCUAUUCUUCCUGAAAACAUAACACUGGAAACUCAAAAAUAUGAACUUCAUGUGAAUUUUAAGAAAUGUCUACCUGAAGAAUGUGGACUUGUAUAAUAGAAACCCUCUUAAAAUGACAGAAUAUGGAAUCUAUA
Molecule: messenger RNA, 7802 nt
Organism: Xyrauchen texanus (razorback sucker)
Lineage: Eukaryota; Metazoa; Chordata; Actinopteri; Cypriniformes; Catostomidae
Product: zinc finger protein 862-like
Exons: 8
Coding region: 254-3583 (1109 amino acids)
Molecular function (GO): protein binding
Source: RefSeq, a predicted model, not a curated record